AGACAACCUGCUUUUCAGAAUACACACAUCAAAACAUGAAGCAAAAGAUUGUGAUGAAGGUCUACAUGCAUUGCCAGAAGUGCCGGACGAAAGCACUUGAGGUUGUAGCUGGAACAAAUGGCGUUAAUUUCGUGGGCAUAGAGGGAGAAGGCAAAGAGAACGUGGUGGUGAUUGGGGAUGGUGUCGAUACUGUUAAGUUGGCUAAAUGUUUGAGAAAAAAGGUUGGUCCAACUGAUGUUAUCAGCGUAGCAGAGGUUAAAGGCAAUUAGACAUUACAUACGAGACGACCGUGGCCAAGUUAUGAUUGUUUUUGGUUCUGUGUUUUGUUUUCUUCCAAAUUUCUCUUGGUUUCUUGGGGAGCUUCAAUGUGGAGCCCUAAUAAACUGGUUAGCAUCAUGCCGUGACCAUUCAUUAGUUUCUCUACACAAUUGAAACCCUCCCACCUCAGGCAUGCAUAUACAGAGAGCGCAUUUCCGGAGUCCGACAAUAAAUAUAUUUUGUAAAAAAAGUUGUGCUAAUUGAAUAUUUUUUUAGUA
Gastrolobium bilobum is the source of this 536-nucleotide messenger RNA. RefSeq names its product disease resistance protein Pikm1-TS. Bases 36 to 269 code for a protein of 77 amino acids. The record is from RefSeq and is a predicted model, not a curated record. Lineage: Eukaryota; Viridiplantae; Streptophyta; Magnoliopsida; Fabales; Fabaceae. Gene Ontology annotation, molecular function: metal ion binding. The transcript is spliced from 3 exons.